Molecule: messenger RNA, 582 nt
Organism: Durusdinium trenchii
Lineage: Eukaryota; Dinophyceae; Suessiales; Symbiodiniaceae
Source: the annotation of a GenBank genome assembly
AUGCUCAGCGGAAUGCCUGCCGUUCCAGUGGCUUUUUCAGCGUCCAGUGUGGACUUCACUGUGACUUUGGUGGAUGACAAAGAGACGUGCAUUCACAUCAAGGGCGAGGAUGUCUCCCUCUUUGACACCGUCAACGGGAAGUGCAUUGAGCGGACGACCUUCGAUGCUGCGCCUGACAGUUGGCAGGAUUUCGUCCUGACGCAUCGCUCCGCAGCUCCUCAAGGUACCGAAUGGUCAGCAAGCUCCUCUUUGCGCGCCGAUGAGGCGACCCUGGAAUUCCAGGAGGCAGCGCUUUUGGUGGGCGCCAGUGUGACAGUGGUGGGAGAGUUGCACCGCGGAGUGGACGGCCAACUCUCCCUGAGGCCUUGGCAGGGCGACUCCGCCCGUUGGAGAGCGAAGAAGCUUCGGGAGCCUUGGCGUACCUCGUGGGAGCGCGGUGAUGAGAAGGGGCGAUCGGCGCCAGAUAUCUUGAAGCAAAAGGUCUUCAUCAGCGACGAUGAACAGCUCUUGUCCACCAAGGAUCCGGAAGUGGAGGGGAAACUACGCGAAUGCGCCAGCGGAUUGGGGAACCUCCUUGGAUGA